This is a messenger RNA of Notodromas monacha, 5251 nucleotides long. NCBI's taxonomy places the organism in Eukaryota, Metazoa, Arthropoda, Ostracoda, Podocopida, Cyprididae. The record is from the annotation of a GenBank genome assembly.
UGAAUGUUUUUAAAUUUGGACACUUGCUGUGUAUAUACUGUAUACAACCAUUUUGCGUCAACUCCAAAAAGGAUCUGCUCCAACUUAUUUAUAAGAAAUGGAAUUGUUCACGUCGCAGAGUCAGAAACUGAAGGUGGGUUUCAAAGGAUACAUCUACAACAGGGACAAGACAAGGAAAAAUCACAUCACUUGGAGGUGUGAAAAAAGGAAAUGUAAAGGAAGAGCUCACACUCCAAUGGACUUCUCAAGCCGAGAAGGUGAAGAAAUUGUUACAGUCACUCAAGAUCAUUCUGGUCAUAUUCCGAAUGGUGUCGACAGUGAUGUAGCCUGGAUUAAGACCAGGAAGUUGGAGCUUCAACAUUCUGAGGAAUCUGCAGAGAAGAUAGCUGAAGACCUCCUGGCACGCACAUCAUCUUCUGGGAGAGUUGGACAAAGAUUUCGGGGUGUAAGAGGAUUAUGCAAAUCCAUCAAGGCUGCUCGUCGAAAAAGAAAUCCAGUGCAAGACAUCAACAACCUAGAUGAUGCUGUGAUUCCCUUAAAAUAUCAAGGAAUGGGAGGGACUGAAAACUUUCUUUUGCAAGCUGAGAUAGAAGCGAUAAUGGCAGAUCCAGAUGUGCUUUACGUUGCAUCCACGGGAAUAAGUUUGAACGAAAGGUUUUUGAUGCUGCAAGCGAGUCGGGAUCGGUCUGCGGUUAGGAAGCCCAGAGGCGCUCUAGCUUCAACCGGCAAUCGAUUGAGCAAUGCUAGCUCCACAGAUAAUUUGGCGCUGCUGCAAGUAUUGGCGAGAGAUCCGGCAGUCCGAAGACAGUUUCUCGGCAACAGUAAAGCGCGGGCUCAGCAGAAGAAGAAUGUCAAACAGCGACUGGGCGUUAAAGGUCGACUUGGCCAGCGUCUCAAAGAUCGCCUUGGUGAUACAAUGCAAGUUCGCGGUCGUGGUGCUGUUAGAGGUGCAUCGCGGGGGACUCCCCGUGGGACUGCUAGAGGUCGAGGUUUUGGAAGUCGCGGAGGCUACAACCAGACAGCGGAACAGAAGUCGAAUUUAGAGCACAACAGGUCACAAGAGGAGCAAACACGAAUCGUGGAAGAGGACGAGGUCGAGGAAGAGGUGCACGAGGUCGUGAUGGACGAAGAACAGGCGUCAGGUUUAUCCUGCGCCUUGGAUAUGUUUAAAGAAGCUGAUGAAGUGAACGCCUUGAUAUCGAACGUUGGGAAGGAUGGUGGAAGUAGGCACGAGGCAGACCUAGACAGGUUCACUUACAUCGUGAAUCAGUACCGAGAACAGCCACAUUUGCUGGAUUCGAGCUUGCAACACUUCCUUUCAUCCCUUGUGACAAUCGUGCGAUCUCCUGAAACACUGGAUAAAAAUCGUGAGCAAGCGUUUGAGCUGAUUUACGCGCUCAUUUCCGUCCGUGGCUUCAAACAAGCCGUGAGGCACUUGCCACACGAAGUGGCCGAUUUGGCCCCUGUUCUAGAAAUACUAGAACGCGAUGUGGCUUCUCCUGGGGACUGGAAAACUCCGUAUGUGUCUUUGUUGUGGCUUUCGAUCAUAAUCUUGUUGCCCUUUCCGAUGGGAAGAUUGGAUGCUGGUGUUCCCGGAGAAACUUCUGUGAUGGACCGACUUGUGACUGUGCUGAAGCAUUACUUGACCUCUCAUCAAAGUACGGCACUAGCAGCUGGUUUCCUGGCUUCAAAGUUUCUAACACGGAAGGACGUUCGUGAAAAGCAUUGGGAUUCUUUCUAUCAGUGGGCGGUGGAAACUGUCAAGAAUGUGAAAAACCGUGAGUUCGUGCGAUUAGGAGCUCUCAGGGCCUUGAAUCAAGUCUUCAAGCACGGACAAAGAGAAGAUCUUUUCGAAGUCGCCCCUGGACUUCUGAGAGAAGUGGUGAAUCUGGAAUUCCACACCCAGCCCUUAGCCUUGAGGCUCAUGAGUUUGAAGCUGGUGCAGAGAAUCGGUUUGGUGUUCCUGAAACCAAAGGUGGCCAAGUGGAGGUAUCAGCGCGGUUGUCGUUCGUUGAUGGAAACACUUGGCACAAAGACAGACGAUACUCAAGUCAAUGAUCUUGCUAAAAAUGACGACCUUUCCGCCAUGGAUGACGAUGAAAUGUACGAGAUUCCCGAUGACGUUGAGGAAGUUAUUGAUCAAUUGCUGAUGGGACUGAAGGAUUCCGAUUCGCAAGUUCGUUGGUCUAGUGCUAAAGGAAUUGGCAGAGUGACGGGGCGGUUGCCGAAGUAUUUUGCGGAUGACGUGAUUGGGUCGCUGCUUGAUUUCUUCUCUUUGAAGGAAUCUGACUCUGCCUGGCACGGUGGCUGCUUAGCGCUUGCGGAAUUGGGUCGAAGAGGUUUUUUGUUGCCCUCAAGAUUGCCGGAAGUCGUGAAAGUCGUUUUGGACGCGUUGGUGUUCGACGAGGCUCGGGGUUACUAUUCGGUAGGAAUCAACGUUCGAGAUGCUGCUUGUUACGUGGUUUGGUCAUUUGCACGAGCCUAUGAUCCGGCGGAAUUGGCGCCGUUUGUGAACGACAUCGCCGCCCGAUUGCUAGUCGUGUGCUGCUUCGAUAAAGAAGCUUGUGCAGAAGUUGUUUUCUCUUCUGUAAUUGACACGGAAGUCGUGAAAGUCGUUUUGGACGCGUUGGUGUUCGACGAGGCUCGGGGUUACUAUUCGGUAGGAAUCAACGUUCGAGAUGCUGCUUGUUACGUGGUUUGGUCAUUUGCACGAGCCUAUGAUCCAGCGGAAUUGGCGCCGUUUGUGAACGACAUCGCCGCCCGAUUGCUAGUCGUGUGCUGCUUCGAUAAAGAAGUUAGUUGCUCGAAAUUUUGUUCUAUCAAAGGAAGAGUUGCAGCGUCUGCAGCUUUUCAAGAAAAUGUUGGUCGGGUUGGGAAUUUCCCGCACGGAAUAGACAUUUUGACGACUGCUGAUUUUGUGUCUGUGGCGAAUCGAAAAAAUGCAUUUUUGUCCAUAAGCUCAUUCAUUGCUGGGUUUGAAGAGUAUCGACGUCCGCUUUUGGAGCACUUGAUAACUAGAAAAGUUUGUCAUUGGGACGCUACUGUGAGAGAUCUCUCGUCGAAGGCUCUUUAUAGCAUCGGAAAGUUGGACAUUCCGUUUUUGCUUGAUGUAGCGUGGCCAACGUUGAUCAAGGGCCUGGAUUCAACCGAAAUAAAUGUCAAACAUGGUUCUCUUCUUUCUCUCGGGGAAUCGGUUCGAGCUGUUGCCGAAGUUUCCGCACAAAACGAAGGCUCUCUAAUGGACUUGUUGGGAGAAGAACGAGUGAAGUUCCUUGAGACCGUUGUCGAUCGGCUGGAGGAAAAACGGGCCUAUCGACUCAUGGGUGCCGUCCUGAUGCGAGAAGCCACUUCGGCUUUCAUUCAAAAGUGUUCAGAUUGUUAUUUACCUCUUUCCUCUACCGACCGAAAAGAAAACUGGCUGAGGCACUUGUAUGGUAACCUGUCGCAGAUGGAAGAACCCGUUAGGGAUGCCGCAGCAUCUGCGUUGUCCGCUUUCUGUCGAGUCUACGUUGCUGGGGGCGGAUGGAAAACUUGUAACGAAAUAUUAACUCAUUGUCUGCAUCAGGCCUUAUCUGCAAAAAGUCUGGAAACACGAAUGGGAUUCUUUACAGCCAUCGGUUAUUUCGGGAUCGAAAUGCUGCCUGAAGAGAGUCUGCUGUUGGUUUACUCGUCUUUGUGCACAAGUUUCGCUGUGAAAGAGGAUAGUCAGUUUGAUCCUGCAAUGACUUGCGCAAGGCGUGAUGCUGUCGAUGCGUGUAGGAAGCUUAUCCGAAGCAUUGGUGUUCACGGAAAGGUUUCCGUCUCUGUGAAGCACGUAUUGGUCGAGUAUGCAAUCAAUCACAAGAAAUUGGCGGUUGCUACGAAAGAACUGGGCAUUGAAUUGCUUGCUGGGUUGGCGAAACAAGCAUGCGAAAGAAUAGAUAAGCUGAGGGCGAAGGCAGCUGCAAAUUUCAUCAAGUUGGUUCAGAGGUUGUCCCAGCAAGCAACAGAGGCCUUGUUGAAUUAUCUCCAGAAGGAGGAGAUUGCUGUAAAAAUUUUUGAAUCUCUGCUUGAAAUUCACGAGCAAAGCGUGUCGAUGAACGACGAACGUCUGAAUCCGGCAAUCAUUAUCACAUGGAAUAAACUGAUUCCCUCCGGUGCAUUCGAUGAGUCAAUCGUCUCGCAAGCCAAGUGUCCUUAUGGAAUCCGCCCGGCCAAAGACGGGGGUGCAAACCCGAAGUUCUGGGAAGCUACGUUCGUGUUGAACGAGUUCAAUGUCGUGAGGAAAUGGCUGAUGCAACAUCACGCCGAGCUUAUCCUGUCGGAACACAGCAGUCCGAGGGCUUUGGCGCAGAUCCUGAGUCAGAUGAUGAAUUUUCAGGAGUCUUGUCUCGGUGCUGGAGCUACUGGGAAAUUUGGAAUGACUCGAAUUCCCACUCAAGUAUUUAUCGACUUGUCACCCGGUGGAGGAGCUUGCAAGAUUCUUGCCUCCGCAUUCAAGCACAAGCAUUCAAAGGGUUUGAGAAGAUUCGAUUUUCACGCGCCGAAGUCACAGGAUCGGAAUAUCGAGCUGCUCAAAGAAAUUGAGCAGGAAUUGUUGUCGCUGGAUGCUUUGUACGUGCGAGCUGUCUACAUUUCAGACUCGGUGGAUGAUCAAAUGAGAAUAGCCGUGACGGAAGCCGUGGAGAAAUUGCAGGGUUACAUCGCGUUUUCAUCCGAGGAAGCUACCCACGUGGUGCACAAACCUCUCGACUCUGCGAAAAAGGAUGUGAAGUCGAAGUUGAAAGCCAUACCAAUAUUUAAGCGUGGAAAGGGAAAAAAUAAUGUGUUGCUGCACUGGAAAGGACAUCCUCCGAGUCGUGACUCGUGGAUUACCUGCAAAUCUCCGAGCAUAAAUGCGUAUAUCGUGGAUUACAAGCCAUCAGUGUACCAUGUAUCAGCUACUUGGGUUUUGGAAUCUGAACAAUGGAAUGAGUGGAUGAAUGAAGAGGAUUAUGAGGUGGCCGAAGAUGGAUCAAAAAGACCCGAUAGGUUUAUGACACCGGAGCAAAUAAGUAAUUUGGUGGAUGCUGGAAAACCGAAAAAGCGGGAAGAAGUCGACGAAGAAUCACCAGCUCCUGCUAAGAAGCAAAGGAAGAAUCAGAAGAGCAAACGUGGGACUUUGGUGCCGGGACAACUUUCUGCAUUACUCGAGUCUUCAGAGACAUUCGACGCGACACAGUCAAGCACCGUUGAUCAUGUCGAUGCCCCCGAGGUUUGUUCCUUUGAAUAA